GCGAGCCGUGGAGAUGGUGGAGCUGGACGUGAGGACCCAGACCCUCCUCAAGCCCCCGCCCGGCUGUGACCCCCCCUCCGCGCCCUCCCCGGUCCCCGUGCGCGUGGGGCUCCCGCACGUCUCCCGUGUCCUCUCGGAGGUGUUUGGGGACAGGAUGGCGGCGGGGGGGCGCGGGACCCCCGACACCUUCCCCCUGCAGCAGAAAGUCCUCGUGUGCUCCCUGCUGCUGCUCGCACGGCAGCUGCGCGCCCGCGAGGUGACGCUGGGCAAG
This is a messenger RNA of Oxyura jamaicensis (ruddy duck), 271 nucleotides long. RefSeq names its product cell division control protein 6 homolog. The annotation marks the transcript as partial. NCBI's taxonomy places the organism in Eukaryota, Metazoa, Chordata, Aves, Anseriformes, Anatidae. The record is from RefSeq and is a predicted model, not a curated record. The transcript has 2 exons.